Molecule: messenger RNA, 2262 nt
Organism: Menidia menidia (Atlantic silverside)
Lineage: Eukaryota; Metazoa; Chordata; Actinopteri; Atheriniformes; Atherinopsidae
Source: the annotation of a GenBank genome assembly
AUGGCACCUGGGGGUGAAGACGACCAUCUGGCUCUGAAGGGAAAAGUGACAGUCGGAGACCUGUUCAGAAAAGACUUCAAGGUUCAUGACCCAAACGCCAAAUGGAUAAGCAGUAAUGAGCUCUUAUACCGGAACCGUAACGGAGAUGUCGUCAAAUUCAACGUCGACACAGAUGAGCAAACAAUCUUGGUGCAUAACAAGAAAUUUGAAAUGUACAAAGCCAGCAAGUACGAGGUGUCCCCCGACAUGAAGCACGUGCUGCUGGCCUACAACGUCGCUCCGGUUUACCAGCAUUCCUACACAGCCUUCUACAUCAUCUGCAGUCUGGAAACUCCAGAGACGUGGAACCUAAAUCCUCCAGAGGUUCGGAAUGCUCAGCUGCAGUACGCCGGCUGGGGACCUCAGGAUCAGCAACUGAUCUUUAUUUUUGAGAACAACAUCUACUAUCGCUCUAAGGUGGAGAGCCGCUCCAUUCGUCUGGUGUCAACUGGCAAAGAAGGAACCAUCUUCAAUGGGCUCAGCGACUGGCUGUAUGAAGAGGAGAUUUUCCACUCCCACAUCGCCCACUGGUGGUCUCCGGAUGGUGCCAGGCUAGCGUACGCCACCAUCAACGAUACCCUGGUGCCCAAGAUGGAGCUGCCAAUGUUUACAGGCUCACCAUACCCCAUGGGCAAAGAGUAUCACUACCCUAAGGCCGGUGAGGAAAACCCUGUCAUCACUCUGUAUGUCGUAAACCUGAACGGCCCCCUGCACACCAUCGAGAUGAGGAGGCCUGAUGACCCCAGGAUCGGUGAGUACUAUGUGACCAUGGUGAAGUGGGCAACCACCACCAAACUGGCCAUUAACUGGCUGAACAGAGCACAGAACAUCUCCAUCCUCACCCUGUGCGAGGCCACGACCGGAGUCUGCACCAAGAAACACGAGGACGAAAGUGAGGGAUGGCUUCAUAGGCAGGAUGAGGAGCCUUUGUUUUCCAAAGAUGGCCUCAAGCUCUUCUUCACUCGGGCCAUUCCCCAGGGAGGCCGGGGCAAGUUCUUCCACAUCUCCAUGUCCAUCUCCCAGCCCAACACAAGUACAGACACGCUCCAGUCCAUAACGUCUGGAGACUGGGACGUCACUCAAGUUCUGGCCUACAACGAGGACAGCCAGCUCAUAUACUUCUUGAGCACUGAAGAUGGCCCGAAGCGACGCCAUCUCUACAGUGCGGACACGUUUGGAUCAUUCAACCGCCGCUGUCUGUCUUGCGGCCUCUCCGAGAGCUGUGGCCACGUCAGUGGUUCCUUCAGCCACAACAUGAGCUACUUCCUGCUCAAGUGCCAAGGGCCGGACAUUCCCUUCGUGGCUGUUUACAAGACGCAGAGAGACGCUGAAAGUGAGACUCAAGACAGAGAAAGUAUUUCAGAAGUAUAUAAACUGGAGAGCAAUGAAAACCUGAGACUGACUCUGGACUCCAUGCAGAUGCCCACGGCGGAGUACAAAGAGAUCAACGUGGAUGACUACACCCUGUCCAUGCAGAUCCUGAAACCUGCCGGCUUCAUGGAGACGUCCCACUACCCGCUGCUCCUGUUCAUUGAAGGGACCCCCGGAGAGCAGACGGUGACGGAGCAGUUCCACAUGGACUGGGCCACCGUGCUGGUCAGCAGCUUCGGUGCCAUCGUGGUGCGCUGUGACGGGCGAGGCAGCGGCUUCCAGGGAACCAACCUGCUCUACCGGAUCCAGAAGAAACUGGGCAUGUUCGAGGAGCAGGAUCAGAGGGAUGCCCUGAAUUUCAUACUCAAAGAGCCUUACGUGGACAAAACCAGAGUUGGAGCUUACGGACAGGUGUACGGAGGCUACGUGACCAGCCUGUUGGUCAGCAGCGAGGACUCUCCGGUAAAAUGCGGAGCCGUCUUCUCACCCAUCACCGACUUUGAAUUAUACGAGAGGUACCUAGGACAACCCAAGCCCGACUCAAGGGCAUACACGAUGGCAAAUUUGGCUCACAGAGCAUCUCAAUUCAUGGAUAAGAAGUUCCUCAUCGUGCAUCCGACAGCUGACGAAAAAGUCCAUUUCCAGCAUACUGCAAAGUUCAUCUCGCAGCUCAUUAGUGAAAAUGCCAACUACAGCUUACAGAUUUACCCAGAUGAAGGCCACUUCCUUCACAGUGAAGCAACGAGGCUGCACCGCAGCCAGUCGCUGGUGAAUUUCUUCGAGGAGUGCUUCAGGCUACCGGAAAGAGUGUUUGAGGAAGUUCUGGAAGAGGAUCUUGAAGAUGAGGGUUAG